CUGCCCGAGGGGCCGGCGGGGGAGGCGGCGGACGGCGGAGGUGAGGGCGGGCGCGGAGCGGCGAGCGCCCGCCGGCGCCCUCCGGAGCAGCCGAGACGAGCCGCCGCCCUCCUACCGCGGCGCAACGCCGCUUCCGGCUCCGGUGCCGCCAUCUUGCCGUGAGACAGCAGGGAGCUGCGCCGCAGCGAUGCUGUCCGCCGCCGCUGGUUACGCGGGCUUCAGGCCGGAGAGGGACUACGAGCUCGACGCCCCCGCGCAGCACCGCUUCUCACCCUACACCUUCAACGGAGGGACUGUGUUGGCCAUUGCUGGAGAGGACUUUUCCAUCGUUGCCUCUGACACACGACUGAGUGAAGAUUUUAAAAUUCACUCCCGGAACAGUCCAAAAUGCCACAAACUAACAGAACAAACAGUCAUUGGAUGCAGUGGUUUCCAUGGGGACUGCCUUACCCUCACUAAAAUUAUUGAGGCAAGAUUAAAGAUGUACAAGCAUUCCAACAACAAGACCAUGACCACUGGGGCUAUUGCAGCGAUGCUGUCCACAAUUCUCUACUCUAGACGCUUCUUUCCUUACUACGUUUACAACAUCAUUGGUGGACUUGAUGAAGAAGGGAAAGGAGCAGUGUAUAGCUUUGAUCCAGUGGGCUCAUACCAGAGAGAUUCUUUCAAAGCAGGUGGAUCAGCAAGUGCCAUGCUGCAACCUUUGCUUGAUAAUCAGAUUGGCUUCAAGAACAUGCAAAAUGUGGAACAUGUACCUCUGUCCCUGGAAAAGGCUUUGCAGCUGGUUAAAGAUGUCUUUAUUUCUGCUGCCGAGAGAGAUGUGUACACUGGGGAUGCACUUCAGAUUUGCAUUGUCACAAAAGAGGGCAUUAAAGAGGAAACCAUCCCGUUACGAAAAGAUUAAUUCAGUUCACUUGUCAACACGUAAUCUGUUAUGUACCAUUUACCUGUAUUAUGAAGACAUUUGUCUUAUUAAACUUUUUCAUGAAGUUCAA
Molecule: messenger RNA, 995 nt
Organism: Colius striatus (speckled mousebird)
Lineage: Eukaryota; Metazoa; Chordata; Aves; Coliiformes; Coliidae
Gene: PSMB1
Product: proteasome 20S subunit beta 1
Exons: 6
Coding region: 188-904 (238 amino acids)
Cellular component (GO): proteasome core complex
Source: RefSeq, a predicted model, not a curated record